AAUAACAAGGAGCACUAUCUGAAUGCCUGCACAGACUUUAAGAACUUAAGUGCUGAACAGGUUGCCAACUGGAUAAGAGAUAACGAGCGUUGUUGGAAAUGUGGCCGUACACGCACCCCUGACUCGUGUACGCUGAAGAAGCCAUGCAACACAUGCAAGGAACUCCACCUUACAAUUCUGCAUGAUACUGUUAUGCAGAGAAGAGGUCAAAGUGUACUCAUGACUGUAGUCAAGCCUGAUGCCAUAUACAUUGACCGGAACAGACGUCCACAUCAAGUGCUACUUAAAGUCGUGAAGAUUCUAGUACACUAUGUUGGGCGUUCAGUUGAGAUCUUUGCUGUCCUAGAUGAUGGAUCGGAAAGGAACAUUAUCAUGACUGCAGCAGUCAGCACACUGAAGCUACCCCAAACCCCAGAGGUAAUGACUCUUAGAACAGUCCGACAGGAUAUUGUCCGGAUUCCUGGUAAUUCAGUGAACUUUGAAGUCUCUUCGGUGAAUGAACCCAACAAAAAAAAUAUACCAUUCAACGGGCCUUCUCUGCAAACAGUCUGUGCUUGUCAGAAUACUCAUACCCUAUUAAUGAGUUAAAGAAGCGUUACCUGCAUCUCCGCAAUGUACCAUUGCCCCAGAUAGACCGGGCCUGUCCUUCGCUUCUGAUAGGCUCAGAUUUUCCCCAACUGGUGAUGCCGAUUCAACCAGUAUAUUUUGGUCCACCGAAUGCACCUGUUGCAGUCCGCACUGCUUUGGGAUGGACACUACAAGGGCCUGCAGGUCUAAUCCAAGGAUAGGGACAAGAUGAAAGAUGUAUACUGAUGAAUGUCUCAUCCCCCACAACUGAACUAAUAAAAAAUGUAGAGCGGCUCUGGCAGACCGACACUUUACAUUUAUCUGAACCUGCAGCAGGUGACCCAGUCCAAGCAAGAAUAACAAGCCCUGGACUUGCUUGAAACAAGGACUGUGAGAGUUGAGGUCUAUGGGGUCAAAAGAUAUGCCACCCCAUUAUUGAGACAUUGCAGAAGUCCAUGCUUCCUUGCUUCUCCAGAAGCUAUGCUUCCCCAUCUUAGACGUGUAGAAAGGUGUCUUCUGAAAGAUCAAUAUUUGGCUGACUUACAUACACUGCACAUCCAGUAGCUUGUGGAUGCAGGCCAUGUCAGAAUUCUGACUGAAAAAGAAAUAAAGUCACAUGAAGAGGCUUGAUAUAUACCACAUCAUAUGGUGCAGCAUAAUGGUAAAUACAGGCUUGUAUUCAACUGCUCCUAUCAGAGGGACGGACUUGCCUUAAAUGAUCAUCUGUUUGCAGGUCCAACUUUGGGACCCUCAUUACUAGUUGUUGUUCUUCGAUUUCGCCAGCAUAUAGUUGCCAUAUCUGGUGACAUCAAGGCUAUAUUUCAUCAGAUACGUUUGCUACCUUCUGACAGGUCAUUACUGAGGUUUAUAUGGAGGAAUAUGGACCGUGAUAAGUUACCAAGUGUUUAUGAAUGGCAAGUCUUACCUUUUGGCACAACCUGUAGCCCUUUUUGUGCAACAUAUGCAUUGAGAAAGCAUGCUCAGGACAAUCAUGAAGGCUAUGAAGAGGUGUGGAAUUGUGUCAAUAAAGCUUUUUAUGUGGAUAACUGUGUACAGCUUACCGUGUAUAGAAAGUGCCAAGCAGCUAGUAAAUAAAUUGUGUCAACAUCUUUCUGAAGGUGGCUUUGAAAUUAGGCAGUGGGCCAGCAAUUUCACAUCAGUCAUUCUACAUCUCCCAGAUGAGGCCAGAUCGGAGAAUUCUCUACUGUGGCUUUCACAGCAUGGCGAAGAGCCACUAGAGCCAACCCUAGGUCUCCGCUGGAACUGUGCCAUGGACAGUCUUGGUUACAGAUGUUGCCCAAUUGAAUGCAUUGAGCCAACUAAGCGGAACAUUUAUAAGGUACUUGCCAGCCAGUAUGACCCACUAGGGUUUCUCACUCCCUUUACAGCACGAGCCAAGGUUCUGGUACAAGACCUUUGGAAGACUGAAAGUGGUUGGGAUGAUCACAUUACCCCUGACACCCUUGUGCAACGAUGGCUUACCUGGGUAGAGGAGCUAGACAGUAUAAAGCAUGUAAUCUUGCCUCGCUGCUACAUCCCACCAUGUGCUAAUACUCCCGGGGCUAAGAGAGACUUACAUGUAUUCUGUGAUACCUCCAAGCGAUUAUAUGGGUCUGUUGCUUAUCUACGUACUGAAGAUGAAAAGGGGGGAAUACAUGUUAGCUUUGUGAUGGCUAGGUCCAGGGUAGCCCCCAAACGGCAAAUCUCAAUGCCUCGUCUAGAGCUUUGUGCUGCUUUAACUUGUGCUCAGUUAGCGCAUCUACUUACCACAGAGCUGACCUUACCUAUAGGGCAGGUACUCUUGUGGAGUGAUUCCACUACGAUAUUGACCUGGCUGAAAUCCGAAUCCUGUCGGUAUAAAGUGUUUGUGGGCACCAGAGUAGCGGAAAUACAGAACUUAACCAAUUUAGACAACUGGAAUUACAUAGCAACCAAAGAUAAUCCAGCUGAUGACAUUACCCGGGGAAAGACCCUAAAGGAGCUUAGUGAGUUAAACAGAUGGAGGAAUUGACCUUCCUUCCUCAAACAGCCUAUUAACGAAUGGCCAUGUUCCUUGAUUACUGGCCCACCUGAGGACUCCACCGAAAUGAAGAAUGCUACCUUUUGUGGAAGUCUUGUAAUGGAGCAGCACACUAGACUUCCAGAUCCCAGUCUUUUCCAGUCUUGGAAUGAUUUAGGUAAGGAUACCAUCCAGGAUCUUCAUGGGGUGGCUGAUGGGAAUUCAAGUGCUUAUUCCUCAGCAGAAACCUGGAGGGAGAUGGAAGUUGAACUCCUAAGAUGAGCUCAACAGAGCAGUUUCCCUGUAGAAGUCAAGAAUCUUCAAUCAGGAGUGGAAAUACCUCUAAGCAGUCGCUUGAGGACAUUAUCACCAGAAUUCGACCAUACAGUGGGUCUCAUUCGAGUCGGUGGCCGACUAAGAAGAAUAGAGGGUUUUAAUGAGGAAGGCAUCCAUCCUAUUGUACUGGACCCAUAUCACCUAAUAACUAAACUGCUCAUUCAGAACUAUGAUGAAAAACUUCUGCACCCAGGCCCAGAGCGUGUGUUUGUGGAGGUAAGAAGAAAAUAUUGGAUAUUAAGGGGUCGCGAGGCUAUCAGACAACAUCAGCACCAAUGUAGGCAAUGCCAGCGUUGGCGUGCCACCACUCGGGCUCCAAAGAUGGCGAAUCUGCCUCCAGCACGACUACGGCUAUUUAAGCCACCCUUUUGGUCCACAGGGGUUGAUUGCUUUGGUCCCUUUACGGUGAAAACUGGCCGGAGGACGGAAAAAUGUUGGGGAAUUAUAUUCAAAUGUAUGACUACUCGUUGUGUUCAUUUAGAUUUAAUUGAAAAUUUAGAUACUGAUGCAUUUCUCAUGGCUUUCCGUCGGUUUGUUUCAAGAAGAGGCCAGCCUGCUGAACUUCUGUCUGACAGAGGUACAAAUGUUCGAGGAGGAGAAGCUGAGUUAAAGGAAGCUAUUACUGCCAUGACACCUUCCUUGCAGGAGCAACUCGCUAAGCAACAAGUGAAAUUUCAGUUCAACCCACCAAGUAGUCCACAUUUUGGAGGGACCUGGGAACGGGAAAUCAGAUGUGGCAGAUCCUGACCUGAUAACUCCGAAUCUGUUGCUCAUGGGGCGGCGAGAUGCUUCACUACCACAGGUAGUUUACCCUCCAGAUGAUUUGCUGGGAUGACGGCGAUGGCGUCACAGUCAGAUUUUAGCUGAUCACUUCUGGAGUAAUUUUGUCAAGAAUUACUUACCUGGUCUCCUGCUCCGUCAGAAAUGGCAGACUGACUGUGAUGAGUUGAAGGUUGGAGAGGUAGUCAUGAUUAUUGAUGCGCAACUCCCAAGAGCAUCAUAGCCAAGCGGUAAAAUCAUUGAAACCUACCCGGGAUCUGAUGGUCGCAUACGUACGGUGAAGAUUCAGGUGAAGGAUCGAGUGUAUGUCCGACCCACAGUCAAAUUAGUCAGGCUUCCAGCUGUUGAAGACUGUGAUGGAUAUAGACCAGAUGGGUGAGGAGGACUUUCUUCUUGAAGUACAAAUUUGUGCUAACAAAUUUGGGGGCGGCUAUAUCAGAAAGUCCUUUGUCAGGUUGAAUUGCGACCUCUAAUGGCAGAAUAUUAGAAAUCACUUGUAGAACUUUUCCUACAUAUUUCCAGGUGAAAGUUCAGGCUUCGCACGUCUUUCGUUCCUUUGUUUACUUGCUGCAUGUUGUGAGAAUAGUUUGUCCUUUUCUCUUAUCACUUGAGCCAUUGAUGCUGUGCGUCCUUGCGGAAAAGAUUAGGCCCUGGGAGACAACCAGUUACGCCCGCUUCAGACAAAGUAUACCCUCGCGGGACUGGCCGCUAUGACCGACAAGUCUUCGCUGGCAGACGGGCAGUGUCACAGAUGGCUGGGAUGCCUGGAAGAAAUUCUGUCAAGAAAUGUAACAGGGGCUCCUUUAUACCAACAGCAAUGUGUCUGCAUAAUGCCUCACUGGGACUCGGACUGCCAAAAUCUGAGGACACUGUAAAAUCCUCGAUGAAAAGACUGCAGUACUCUCAACCAGAAAGGCAAAGAAGGAGAUCUCCUGAAGAAGGAAAAUAAGGCACUCUGAAAAAUCCUUCUACGUGUAUGGUGAAUGCUCUCCAGAAAGGAACCAAGCAUUGCUCACCUCACACAAUAUAUAUAUGCUUUGAUUUUGAGAACUAUUAAGUGUAAUUUAAUAGACAGGACAAAGCCAGCUAAUGUACUAUAGCGUUAGUGUUAAACUGUAACUAAAGACAAUUAUCUUCUGAAGGAUAAACUCUGGCUAUUAUACGUUUAUCACAUUAAAUCUGAAAGGAAAGGCCAAAGCAGCACCUCAUGCAUGCAUGCACUCAUGGACUCACACACUGAGCAAAGACAGAGGCAAGCUACUGUGAGAAAACAGACUCUACUUGCCGGCAACAGAAACUUCAUAACCAGCAAAAGAACUUAAUAAUCUUAAACUAAUGAAUUAGAAAAAAAAUCAAAAUUCAAAAGUGGUGUGCCUCUCCCGAAAAAAGAGAAAAAUUUUAUUUAAGAUAAGAGAUAGAAUUGAUACAUGCCUUUUUGUACAGGAGAUAAAAAGUUUUAAUUUUAUGUUUUGUGUUGUUUAUGUCUUUUGUCUAUA
Molecule: messenger RNA, 5178 nt
Organism: Polypterus senegalus (gray bichir)
Lineage: Eukaryota; Metazoa; Chordata; Cladistia; Polypteriformes; Polypteridae
Exons: 4
Coding region: 1544-2578 (344 amino acids)
Source: RefSeq, a predicted model, not a curated record